UUGACCCUAAAGCUGGCAACAGUGGUGAUGUGUUUCCCUUGUUUGUGUGUGAGUGUGAUGUCUCCGCCAUUGAAAUUCAUUUUAGCCGAGAAUUGAAAUAGGUUGUACCUUUUACAAAUCGGCAAAUAUCUUCAUAAUCUUUCUUCCUUUGCCUGUUCUAUUUAGCUAUAUUCCGUGCACCACAAUUAUAUCCGAUGGCAGACAGAGACACAGAUGAGUUAAACAUCGAUAACGUAAUAAAAAAAUUAUUAAAAGUUCGGGGCGAAAAGCCUGGAAUGAAUGUACAGUUAACGGAAAUAGAGAUCAAAGGGCUAUGCUUGAAAUCGCGGGAAAUAUUCUUGUCACAACCGAUAUUACUUGAAUUGGAAGCGCCGCUAAAAAUUUGUGGCGACAUUCACGGCCAAUACUACGACUUACUAAGGUUGUUCGAAUACGGAGGCUUCCCACCAGAGUCGAACUAUCUAUUUCUCGGGGACUACGUGGACCGCGGCAAGCAGUCGUUGGAGACGAUAUGUUUGCUCCUCGCCUACAAGAUCAAGUACCCAGAGAACUUCUUCCUUUUACGUGGCAACCAUGAGUGUGCUAGCAUUAAUAGGAUUUAUGGAUUCUACGACGAAUGCAAAAGGAGGUAUAACAUCAAGUUAUGGAAAACAUUCACAGACUGCUUCAACUGCUUACCGGUUGCUGCGAUAGUUGACGAGAAGAUAUUCUGCUGCCAUGGCGGUCUCUCCCCCGACCUGCAGGCGAUGGAACAGAUCCGGCGGAUCAUGAGGCCCACUGACGUGCCCGACCAGGGCUUGCUCUGUGACCUGCUGUGGUCAGACCCUGACAAGGACACUGCCGGCUGGGGCGAGAACGAUCGUGGUGUCAGCUUUACAUUCGGAACUGAGGUGGUAGGCAAGUUCCUGUCGAAGCACGAGUUCGACCUGAUCUGCCGCGCGCACCAGGUCGUGGAAGACGGCUACGAGUUCUUCGCCAAGAGGCAGCUCGUCACGCUGUUCUCGGCGCCUAACUACUGCGGCGAGUUUGAUAACGCAGGAGCCCUCAUGUCAGUGGACGAGACGCUAAUGUGCUCGUUCCAAAUCCUAAAGCCGGCCGACAAACGCAAGUUGUACUCGGGCCUCAACAUGGGCCGGCCCAACACGCCGCCCCGCGCCCAGCCCAAGAACAAAAAGAAAGAUAUUAUAUGAAGCCGCCACACGCAAAGUUAAUCGCCCCUCCCCGCGCCCGCGACGCUCCGCCGCCGCCUCGCAUGGACCCACCUACAUAAUGACUACCUACCGACACAUUGCAUAUUACUUAGACAGCGAUAAGGGACUUUGUAUACCUGUGUGCUAGUCGAUGUUUCCAUUGCGCGUUUGAAACCCCCUCUCAGAAUCAAUACUAUCCUAAGCCAUCCUCAUAGUGUUCUAUUGUGAAUGAUCCCUUUAAAGUUACAAGUCUUCUUUCACUAUGAGAACUCACAACUUUGGAUCUAUGAUUGGUUGAGCUAACAGAUUUCAAGUAUUCGGUGAAGACCUAAUAUCUAUACAUAUAAUAAAUCUGUAAUGUUAAUUAACGCGCAAUGGAAAAGUAUCAAGAUAUGUAUUCCAUACAGUGUACUUGAUUUUGUAGUUGACUGACUUGAUACUUUUACAGAAGAAUUCUUUAAAGACAGUUGAAAUUACCACUUUGCAAUGCAUUUAGAAAGUUUAAUCUCCUUUGUUUUACUAUCAACGAGAAGGUCAGUUGACUACAAAAUUAAAUAAAUAGACCACUAGCACCAUAUAUUUACAGUAAUCGUUGUUUCAAAGAGUAUGCGAUAAUCGUAUAUUUUUUCAAAAGUAUGACACAUUGUCUACUGAAAAUAGUACUUGUACUGUUUGUAUAAAAAUAAUAAUUAAUCUAAUUCGUAAAGCUUAUUGAAUAAAGUCUUAAAAAGUAGUGUGAAGUGUCUAAGUGUGUAGUUCGUACAAUUAAUAGAAAAAUUGUCCCUUUCGCUCGUCUAGAUUAACUACAUUUUGUACAAUAGAAACCGGUUUCACUGCUUCCCGAUAAAGUUUAAUUAUCAGAUUAAUUCAUAAUUGUAACUUUUGCGUUGUAAUUUUCAUGAAAUUAUCUGCCAUGGUUAAUCGUAACUUAUCUAAGAGUAGUGAAACUGGCUAAAGUUAAAUUGUAUCAUCAUGAAAAGCUUUGAAACUCAACUAAUGUAAAAAUGUUUUAAAGAGAGCAAAGUGAGAUUGCAUUGAGUUUACUUUGUUAAAAAGUAAGAUGAUUUACUAUAGUAAGUAACAUCUGGUUUAAAAUUAAUUGACGGUAUGGAAGUUAUCUUCCUACUUUAAAAAUGUCUUACAUCUCUCUUUGUUUUCUAUAAUGUCAGUAAUAAAUAGUACUUAUAUAAGUCUAACGCUCUUUUGAAAAAACAUGAUUCGAGUGCGUUUUGAACUUUCCAACUUAGCCGUAUCUUGUGAUUAAAAUGUCCUAAAUAUCAAAUAAACUUUGCCUAACUUAAAACGUCACUUUUUUGCAUACGGCAAUACCAAACCAAGUUACGUAUGACAGAAUGUAGUGUUGCAAGUAAACACAUUGUUAUUUUUCUACCAUCGCAAUUAAAUGAGUUUUCAGAAGAGUAGCGAAACUGCGAAUGGCUUGUAAUAUGUUUUUUUAUUCUAAUAUGGCGGUCUAUUCGGCUCUGUGGCUCUCUGUGGGCGUUUUACUUGUGGACGGAUGCUCCUGUAUGCCGCGUAAUUAUAAAUGUCUGUGCAAAUGCGUGUACGUAUGACUGGCUCCCAGUAUGCUUGUGUCCUAUUCAAUAUUCAAUAAUGUAAGGUUAUGCUCGCGACUGCAACUUCGGCGACACACCUGCGACUUUUUUAUCGCAAACCCCCAUUUUUUUAUUAUUGAGAUUAUUUCAUUGACCGCAGGACGCGUUUCUUAUGUCGAAGUUGUAAUCGCUUAUGUCGCAGUAAAUUCUAUGAUGACAGAAUUCAAUGAUGGAAAUAUUGGAAGUAAAAUAAGUAGUAAGCAUCUAAGCAUAAAUAUCGUAACGAAGCCGUAGUUUGUUGAUAAAUAUAAUGAACAAAAUUGCGCCCACAGUAUUCGAACCGAUUUGGUUUAAAGUAACUAAGAAUGUACUAACCAUAUACGUACAUUCUCAGGACAUAAUUUUUACUAUAAGGAAUGUCCUAGAUUUUAAAUAUAAUUAAGUUUCAUGUGACUUAAGUAAAUAACACGUAGAAAAUAUUUUAUCCCAGUAUACGUGAUACAACUAGCGUGCAUUUACAAUAUUUUAAUUAGCAAAACAUUGCUUAAUAAUUAACACCUGAUAAUAAUAGCGAUUGGUAGUUUUCAUAUCGUCCUGUAGUAGGUUGGGGUUGCCUCAGUAAAAAAAUCUGAGGAAUUAGUAAUUUAAUGAUUUUCACGUUAGUUUUGAAUUAGCCAAGUGGUCAAUACGUGGGCGUAUUUAGAAUUAAUGGUAACACCGUCCCUUCAGGUCGGUCGAUAGGACUUCGCGUAGCAUUGCUUUGUCGCCUUACUUCUUAUGCGAUCGUAGUUCGCACUGCUUCGCAGAACUGGCGCUUACCUAAUGUUAAGAUGUCACCCGAUGAUUUUAACCGUUAAUAGAACUUAAAAUAUUGUCAACUUUCAUAAUAUCAGGAUUUCAACUUGAAUUGUACCUUGAGAAAUCGAUAUUACGUUCUUACAGAUAUUCAAAUAUUAACGGUCAAUUUUGUCAGUGUUGCCAAUCUCCACCGAUAGUUACCAUUCGGAAGAAAAUAAAGGUCGCAUAAGAGUAACGGUUAGCGAUAACUGAAGGUUUUCUUUUAUUUAAUUGCUAUUGAAUGUGUUAGACUGAUACCCGCGGCUGACUGCCGAUCAAAUUGAAUCAUUGAUCUAUGUAUGAAAAGAAUUGUAUAUUAAUUUCUUAAAUAAAAUACUUCUGAAAAUUU
Molecule: messenger RNA, 3929 nt
Organism: Helicoverpa armigera (cotton bollworm)
Lineage: Eukaryota; Metazoa; Arthropoda; Insecta; Lepidoptera; Noctuidae
Product: serine/threonine-protein phosphatase alpha-2 isoform
Exons: 9
Coding region: 195-1190 (331 amino acids)
Cellular component (GO): cytoplasm; nucleus
Molecular function (GO): protein serine/threonine phosphatase activity
Source: RefSeq, a predicted model, not a curated record